AUGCCAUCGGAAUCAGCCGCAGCGCCUGCCCGCCCUGGUCAAGCCCACGCCCAACAUGCCGUCGGCAGUGGCUCCGCCGCCGCACCCUCCGCCUCGUCAUCAUCAUCUGCGCCGUCGUCGGCUGGGCCGAGGCAGGCGGCAUCCACCCGAAACCUCAACCGCCUCGCCCGCGGCAAUGCCGCCCACGCGCUGCGCUCCAGAGCCUCGCUCGAGUCCGAUGGGAUGGUGUCCAACAGCGACGACAGCGCCUCGCUUGGUACCAUCCAGCUGCCGCGCAGGCAGCCCGUCUUCACCGCCCCGGCGGGCACCGCAGCCACUGCCCAACAUCAGACGCAGCGGCAGCAGCGGCACCCGCACGCCCACGAGCAGCACUUGGCGACGACCGUAGAGCAGCAGCAGAGGCAGUCGAGCGGCAGCAGCCGACGCGGCCCACCCGCACCGAACGAUAGCCCCAGCCACCACGUCUUCCGCGGUGCAAAGCUGCUCAACGUCAACAACCCGGCCAGCGACAGGCAGCACCAGAGUCACAACAACAGCAACGGCCGCCCCUCGUCGCGCAUGUCGAACGUCUCCAACUCGAGCUUCAACAACUUUGACAGCCCGAAACCGAGGCAGCUGGCCAAGCUCGUCUCGGAAGCUGCGCCGGCCCGCUCGUCGCCGCCCCAGACGCCAAGGACAAGCCAGGCGCUCGCACCGGGCAUGAACCCGGACGGCAGCCACAGCGUCAUCCGCAACGACGACGAUGCCAACAACAGCGGCCUCCUCGACCUCAGCCCCGUCCUCACCAGGCUGGGCAAGCGCCCCUCCAAGGCGGCGGUGCUCGGGACACCCGGCAGCAUCAAGUACGCAACGCCGACCCACCUUCCAACGCGCCUGGGCAGGCCAGACUUUCGGCUACCUGCCGACGCGGCGAGAUCAGCGCUGCGCGAUGCUGCCUCAAUGAAGGCGGAGGCCGCCACUGGCAUGGUCGACGACGAGGCCAUCAAGCAGGCGGACGAGAGCAUCCUCGACCCGCAGUACCGCGAUGCCGCCGCCGCCGCCUCCUUCGCAGCAGGCAAUCACGUACCAGCACAAGAUUCUGGUCGCGCAGCAAACGUCGACAGAGGCGCGGGCUUCGACGACGAUGCCGAUGCCGAUGCCGAUGCCGAUGCCGAUGCCGAUGCCGCCGCCGACGAGUACGCCGAAGAUGAAGAUUUUGAUCCGGACUUUAGCGAGACGCUCAAUCGCCUCCGGCGGUGGCGCCACGACGCGAUGCAGCAGCACCUCUACGAGACGGCCAUCUUCUGGGGCGACAAGAUCCUCUCGCUCGAAACAUCGACCGCGGCCUACAACGACGCCUACCACCUCGCCCAAUGCUACUUCUAUACUCACCAGUACGCGCGGGCCGAACACCUGCUUACCAAUCCGCUGCGGACGGGCGCAUCGAGGCAUGCCGCGGCGCAGCUGGCCAGAUCUCGGGCCGAGUUCGACCAGGUCAAGCUGGCAAGCGCAGGUGCACCUUCGGCGCCCCUCGCGUCCGAGGCCGGCGAAGAGGGCGAUGCUCUGCUUGAUGCAUUGGCUGCGACACGCUCGCAGACGCAGCUGCCAGCCUCGAUCUUGGCCCGUUCCUCGACCAAAGGAUCGGUGUAUUCCGCGUCCACGGGAGGGAAGCGGAAAGAGCGCGGCUUUACCACGAGUGCCACCGGGUCGGCCUCAUCGGACAACGAGAGCGCAAGCGGCAUCGAUGACGAAGCUCGUGGCGGUCGUAUCCCGAACGGCCGCGCAAGGGGCACAGGCCUCAGAGGUAGCGGCAAGGCUGGGAACAAUGCAAGCGGCGGAACGAGCACCGGCAGUGCCAGCGGCAGCGACGGUAUGGAUGCGGAUGGCGACCCUGAGGUUGUCGAUGCUAACGGUUCAGUCGUCAUCAGGCCGCUCCGACGCUCUCGUGCCGGCAACGGGAAAGCGGGAGCUGCGCGGCAGGCGGGCGCUCGGGACGAGGAAGAGGCCGAGUCGGAACUUGACGAAAUCGAUGCCGACUUGAUCGAGGUCAAGGACAAGGAGGCGCCGCCGCCAGACGGCCCAAGCCUCGUAAACCAUAGCCUGGCGUGUCGGUAUUUGGCGGCGCAGUGCCAGGUGCGCCUCGGCAAGUAUCACGAGGCGCUUGACUUGGUCGGCGACAGCUCACAGUGGGCCGGUGCCGCCGGCAACAAGCGCCCGUCUUCGGACGGCGGCAUCAAGCUGGGCUCGACCGUGGCCUUCCUGCGAGGUCAGAUCUACCUGCGCCUCGAGGACCUCGCGCGCGCGAGGGACAGCUUCAUGACGGCCCUCGCUCUCGACGUGAAAAACUACGAGGCCUUUUCGGCGCUCAUCGACGGCAACAUGCUGGGCGUGGACCAGCAGUGGAGCUUCGUCCAGGGCCUCGAAUACCUCGCCCAAGCCGGCGACGACGAGGGCGCCGCCGAAGAUUUCGAGUUCAUCCGGCUCGUCUACACGACCCGGCUCUCGAAGCAGGGCAAGACCUACGCGCUCAACACGGCGGCGGCGCGGCGGCGGCUGGCAUCAGAGUACGGCCUCAGCAACAACCCAGACGUGCUGCUCGGCCUGGCCGAAGAGCUCUUCUCGAGGCUCCGGUUCGCCGACGCCUUCAACGUGACGAGCCGCAUCCUCGAGCUCGCGGCAGACCAUCCGGGCGCGCUGCCCAUCCACAUCGCCUGCAUCUACCACCUCAAGAACCUGCGGCCGACGCUCUUCAUGCUGGCCCACCGCCUGACUGAGCUGGACCCCGAGUCGCCCAUCUCGUGGUACGCCGUCGGCACGUGGUAUGCUACGACGCGGCGGUGGGCCGAUGCGCGCCGCUACUUCAGCAAGGCCUCGUUGCUGGAUCCGCGGUUUGCGCCGUCGUGGAUCGCGUUUGGACACACGUUUGCGAUGGAGGGCGAGUCGGACCAGGCCAUCACGGCGUACUCGACGGCGUCGCGCCUCUUUCCGCAGUCGCACCUGCCGAGGCUCUUCAUUGGGAUGGAACACCUGCACCAGGGCAACAUCAGCCUAGCGAGGCUGUCGCUCGAGGGCAGCGCGCAGAUCUGGGACGACGAUCCGCUGACGGCCAACGAGCGGGGCGUGGUGGCAUACCAGGCGAACGACCUCCCAACUGCCAUCUCCUUCUUCCGGCAGGCACUGCGCCUCGCGGAGAAGACGCAGGAGCCGGCAUCGGCGUGGAUGGGCACCCACCUAAACCUAGGGCUGGCCUACCGGCGCGCAGAUGCGGACGAAGAGGCGCGCAAAUCGCUCUUGAUCGUGACCGAGCUGGAUCCGCACUGCUACCUCGCCAAGCUGACGCUCGGCAUGGUGGCGCACAAGCUGGGCGACCUCGAGGAUGCGAUCGGAUGGUACCACGAGGCACUGUCCAUAAACCCACGCGACCAGUAUGGCACGGACCUGCUCGACUUUGCGCUCGAGGAGAAAAUCUCGAGUGGCAUCGCGACGUUCACCGAGUCGCUCGACCCGGAGAACCGGCUGGCGCGCUCUCGUGCCGCUGCCGACGGCGGCGAUGGCACUCCGACGGAUGGGGCCACGAUGUCGACGUCGUCGCCUUCCAAGGGCAAAGCGCGGCACCUCUCUCCGCGCGACACGACGCCGUAUCGCGGGACAGCGGCGCCCUACGGCGACCAAGCCGGCACCACCGACCCUCGUCUGUGCCCCAUAGCGACACCGCAGAUCCGCUUCGACUCGCCCUCCCUCUCUCGAUCAGCUUCGCAGUCGCACGUGGCCCGCACGCCCGGUGCAGCGAACAGGACGCGGCAGAUUGGCGAGCUGACGACGGCCGAAAUGAGCCUCGACAUGUCGAGCGCCUCGUCGUCGGUCUACCGCGGCGGCGAUGCGUCCAUCGCUGCUCCUCGCGCCGCCGCUGAUCAGGGUUAUGGCGACGGCGGCCUCGACGGCGACGGCGAUGGCGAUGGCGACGAUGACGGCGACCGCGACCACGACCGCGACGAGGUCGGCGGAGGCGAAGUUUCGAUGGACACCAACGCGGAGCCCUCGGGAUAUGGCGAGACGAGCGCCAUGGACGAGGAGAGCUUCGAGUAG
Molecule: messenger RNA, 4065 nt
Organism: Pseudozyma flocculosa PF-1
Lineage: Eukaryota; Fungi; Basidiomycota; Ustilaginomycetes; Ustilaginales; Ustilaginaceae
Exons: 4
Coding region: 1-4065 (1354 amino acids)
Biological process (GO): cell division
Molecular function (GO): protein binding
Source: RefSeq, a predicted model, not a curated record